AUGCAUGGCCACUCGCUUAGAAAUGGUAUUGAAUACCAUGAGUCGUUAACAAAUGCUUUUAUAGCAGCCUAUGCAAAGUGUGGAUUGCUCAGAUAUGCUGAGCUUGUAUUCUGUGGAGUGGCGAAUAAGACAAUAAGCUCUUGGAAUGCACUGAUAAGUGGCUAUGCUCAGAGCGAGGAUCCAUCCAAGGCUUUGACUCUGUCCUCUGAAAUGAUGGGUUCUGGUUUGCUUCCUGACUGGUUCACUGUUGGUAGCCUUCUUUUUGCUUGUUCACACUGUGUGAAUGUUUUACCAGAUAAAGACUUAUGUCUGUUUCGUGAUAUGGUAUCUCGUAGAUUCCAACCUGAAGAAAUUUCUGUUAUAAGUGUAUUGGGAGCUUGUUCAGCAUUGUCUGCUGUCAGGCUGGGGAAAGAAGUUGAUAGCUUUGCACUGAAAACUCACCUUAUGGAGGAUACUUUUGUCCAUUGCUCAAUCAUAAACAUGUAUGCAAAAUCUGGAUUUAUGGAAUGUCCAGGAAAUGCAAAAAUCGGGCUUCGCACUACAUAUGUCUCUAUUUUAAUGGCAUGUAACCAUGCCGGGCUCAUUGAAGGUCGACAAUAUGUUAGGGAGAUGCAGGUCCAUGGUCUAAAACCUGAAUUGGAACAUUAUUCAUGUGUAAUUGACAUGCUGAAUCGUGCUGGACAGUUUGAUGAUGCCUUAAAUCUUAUGGCUGAGAUGCCUAUGCAGCCAGACACUCAAAUUUGGAGCUCGUUGCUCAGUUCAUGUAUGGUUCAUGUCCAAUUAAAUCUUGGGAAGAAAUGUGCUGAGAAGUUGCUGGAAUUAGAGCCAAAAAGAGCAGAAAUAUAUGUUUUGGUGUCCAACUUUUUUGCUAGAUAUGGGGACUGGGAUUCUGUUAGACAAUUGAGGCAAAGAUGA
Molecule: messenger RNA, 915 nt
Organism: Nicotiana attenuata
Lineage: Eukaryota; Viridiplantae; Streptophyta; Magnoliopsida; Solanales; Solanaceae
Product: pentatricopeptide repeat-containing protein At1g18485-like
Exons: 3
Coding region: 1-915 (304 amino acids)
Biological process (GO): RNA modification
Molecular function (GO): RNA binding; protein binding
Source: RefSeq, a predicted model, not a curated record